Xyrichtys novacula (pearly razorfish) is the source of this 6376-nucleotide messenger RNA. The record is from the annotation of a GenBank genome assembly. Lineage: Eukaryota; Metazoa; Chordata; Actinopteri; Labriformes; Labridae.
AUGUCGGUUGACAGUGUGUUUAGGACCCGCUCUCUUGGUGUGGCCGCCGAGGGUCUUCCUGAUCAGUAUGCCGACGGCAAAGCGGCGAAAGUCUGGGAGCUGUACAUCGGAGACACGCAGAGUAGGACGCAGGAGUACAAAAGCUGGGUGGUGGCUUUGCUGAAACAGCAAGGGGUGCGGAGUAUCCUGGAUGUUGCUUGCGGAACAGGGUAAUGUUGUUGGUUGUGACAUAUGCUUCGGCAGGCGUGGCAGUGGACGUCUCACUGCCUCUAACAAAGUGACAGAGCACUAAACUUUAUUCAUGAAAUAGUACGAUAAAAACAAAGAUGUCUGAUUAUAAAAAUUCAAAUUGGAAAAUCCAGCACCAUAUCAGAGAUCAUAGAUCAAUAUGCAAUCUGUCCACAUGUAUAGAGUUGGUUAUUCAUGUGUACUUUUUACGUCCUGGGUUUGGUGGAGCAACACAACGUGCUAAUCCUGUCCUUGAAUAAACAGGUUUUAAUACAGUUAUAAAUAAUGUUAGAAACCAGUCAACAUUUUUAAACCUGGGUAAAACACGGAUUAGGAUGGAGUGGAUUGAAUGACAGUGCAGAGGUGCACCAUCAAUGCCAGUCCCUGCCUCCUGAAAGCUUUAGCCUAUGUUGAAUUUAGAUAGGUUGCCAGUCACCUAUUUGAAAUAAUUUGCAUUAAAAAUAUAUUUCUUGAAGGUGUGCUAAAGUGUUUAGGCUGGAUCAGGUGAGGGGGGUUGAUGAGCUUGUUCUGGGUUGCUGCAGGCAGUUUUGGCUGGUUCCCUUUGGUGUGCUCACCUCUGCUGAUAGUUUAUCUUUGUGUAGAGACAACAAGGACACUGGAUGUAAUCUAUGUAUUUGUGCUUCAAAAGUAAAUAUUGAGUAGGUGUUAGGGAGCACUAGUGGUAGAGGUGAAGAGGCUGUAAACGCGUGGACUCUGACCCCCUUCUAUAGAAUGUCUCAGUGACAAGUUGAGUGAGGUUACAAAUAGCCCUACUAUUUUUGGCUUUCUAAACGUGCAAGUGAUUCCACAGUAGCUCUGAAACGUUCACCAGAAGAGUAGACGCUCUAUACCAAGCUUAUUAUCAAGGAAUUAACAUUUAUUGGGGGUGAAAUUAUUUUUGUUUUACCUGCCUAUAUUUUCCUUGAGUAAUGCGUUUUUUAUGUACUUGCAAAAAAAUCUAAGGACAUAAAAACUUUCCUUUGUAAGCUACAGUUUCUGUGUCUUAGUUGAAUUGGGUGCUCAUACAGCGAACAUACUGUAAUACUUUGUAAAUAGGUUUCUAUGUCAUUGUUAAUAAUCUUGCAUGACUCAAGUUUGAAUCAGUGUGCUACUCUUUCACUUAAUUUUCCAACAAAUUUCAUUGCUGUGCUCCUCACAGAGUUGCAUAACUCCUUUACUGAGCAUUAGCUUAUAUUAUAUUAUUUGCAUAAGAAAUAAGCAUUGUCCAAACAAAAAUCAACAUUCAGGACUGCGGUCUGACUUUGGUUACUUUGGCCUGUAGGACAGUCCAAAAGUUGGAGCUACUAACUACCAUGUGUCAUUCACCUGCAAACACUUACUCCUCAUAGUGUAUAUUGCAAUCUACUUUGGGGGUGAGGAGAGGUAAUAACAAGGUUGGUAUAAUGCACAGGUAUAGGAGCUCAUUCAUGUUUAACCCUGCUCCUGACCCGUUUUUGUUUUCAAAUGGUUUAAAGAACCACAUAAAUUAGUUUAUUUGCAUCAAGACUUUUUGACUUUGUCAGGAAUCUCUAUUUCAACAAAAUAGAAAUAAAAAAAAUGAAUUCACUAAAUUAUAAAAUGCUCUUAAUAAAAUUAUGGCACUUGUCGUGUUAGGGUCGCUGUUGACCUGGUUGGAUUAAUAUCUAAUAGUUAGAGCAAAAACUAAAAUCAAAUGUGCACUGUCAGGCACCACAAUAACAGUCAGAUUCUCUUCCAAUUAUGUGAGAUUUAGGAAAUUCUCAUUUUGCCAUGUAUUUCCCUGCACAAAAAACAACAUCGGGCAUGUCCAGACAUGUGAGAUCAAUUCAGUAUAGAUGUCUGUAUGAGGGGUAUACUGACAAAGAAAGGCCCAUUAAAAAUAUUAUAAGCAAUAUUUUCAUGGAUAAUAAAGCCUAACAAGGUAACCUCGAGAUGAGAACCAAAUUGGAUGAUAUAUAAUUGUUUUUAGUGUAAAUUGCUGCUGAUUUAAGACAUGGUCAAAACCGAACCUUAACAUAGUGGGUGUGUAGUAAAAGCUAACACAGGAGGAAGACUAAAUAACCACCCCCUAUCCCUUGAAACACAGACAAGAAAGAGAGAGCUAUGACUUUGCAUAGUAGUUGUAGGUAAUGAUAGUUAGAUGUGUGGAAUCUAGAUAUGCUAGAUUUACCUGAAAAGUUUUCUUAGGUAAUCAUUUACAUUUAUAUUUUCAAAGAGAGGUCCGCACUCUCCGCUUUUUACAGCUUUGUUUUUUUCCUGUUCUGAAUUUCAUUGUCCCACACUUGAUUUAUUGCCUGUUUUCUCUGGAAUCAACAUCUAUACUGUCUUUAUCUUUUAUUAUUCAUGUCAAUUAGUGAGCAGCUUUUACUAUGGGACCAUCACCAUCCAGUGGUUGUACAGCAUUACAAGUCGCUGCUGGUUAUAACAUUUGAAAAACUCAGAUAAGAUAAAUGGCACUUUUAUCUUUUUUAGAACUUUUUAAAAAAAUUAUCUGAUGAAUAUUCAAAUACUCUGAAAUCACAACCCAUCGCAGGGUUAAAAAAAAAACCUCAGUUGUCCUGUCUGCAGACAUGCCUUCUCUUACACAGAAUUUCCCUGACACACUCUUAAUGGAAGCUUAUAAGAUCUUUUCAGAUUCAGUUCAGAUGACAGUGUAAGGUCAAUUAGAUAAACGUGACUUAACUAAAAGUUGUAUUGCAAUUUAUUGUGAUAGAAAAUAGUGUAAUCAAGUAAGUUUUUUUUUUUCUUGUUUAGAGUUGACUCCAUUAUGUUGGUAGAGGAGGGUUUUAAUAUGGUGAGCGUGGAUGCCAGUGACAAAAUGCUGAAGUAUGCACUGAAGUCAAGAUGGGAGAGAAGAAAAGAACCAGCUUUUGAUCAGUGGGGUAUGGUAUUUUUCAUGGAAAAAUUGAAUUAUUUCUAAAUGUUAAGAAAAUGGCAUAUUAAGUUUAUUUUUGAAACCGGACAUGAAGUCGAAUUUGGUAGUGUUGAUCAGCCAUGUUUUUCUGUUAUGUUGUUUGUCACCUCUCAAAGUGAUUGAAGAAGCCAACUGGUUGACAUUACCGGAAGAUAUCCAGAAACCAGGCGAUGGCUAUGAUGCUGUUAUCUGCCUUGGAAACUCCUUUGCCCAUUUACCCGACUUCAAAGGUAUUGGAAAGAGAAAAAGAUACAGCUGGCUUAAUCUGAGCUGCUGCUUAACCACUCAAACCGUGCCAAGCGUACCUUCAAUCAGUGCUCUCUAUAUAUUCAAGAUUAGAGCUUUUUUUAUGGUCAAUUUUUUGAAUAUUUUCCCCUUUUUAAGUACUAUCUGGAAUGGAUGUUAAUUUUGAGAUGAAUUGAUCCUAUGAUUUGUUCUGUAUUACUUUUAGGGGACCAGAGUGACCAAAAAUUGGCUCUGCAGAACAUUGCUAGUAUGGUCAAACCCGGUGGAAUCCUUAUCAUUGACCACCGCAACUAUGAUUACAUCCUGGAGACCGGCCGAGCACCUCAAGGCAAAAAUAUCUACUAUAAGGUAACAGUAGGGCAUCUCAAUAUAAGUAGACAUAUGUAAUUAAAUGGUGCAAACCAGCAUGUUGAUUUGUAUUUUGCAUUCAGUCUAACCUCAGUCCUUGCUGCUAUUUUGCAAUGCUUUGGUAUGUGAACAAGUAUUAGUACAAUGACUGGGCAAACUGCAUUGUGAGAGCAGUUCAGUAGCAUAGCAGCAGUAGCUUUAAUCUCUUACAUGAGUCAGACAGAGAAUAGAUCAAAGGUUAAAAAUAUGAAGAUUUUAGUGAAUAUGAUAAUAUGAAUAAACAUUGAUAUCUGAGAAAAUACAAGGCAUUUACCUUAUACAUUAAAGUUUGUGAUGUUGGUUUCAAAUGAUAAGCUGCUGUCUCAGCAUAAAAUCACAUCUGGAUCAAAGGGUUUUAUAUUUCUCUGGGAACAUUGAUGAAAGUGCAUGUGCUCUGGGUUUAUUACUUGGAUGCUGAACUUCAAGCUUGGUCAAACACUACAAAACAGGAUUGGUUUUGUUUGUUGUGUUUAGGGGAGCAAAGAGAAAUCACAGAACCUGUGAAAGCUAGGUAGUUUCCAUUGUGGCCCCUUAUUUAGGGAAUCUUGUGACUGUUUAAGUUAUUUUCAACAUGUGGAAUUGACUUUCUUGUAUAUAGGAGAAACAGACAGAAAGAACGUCAAGGCAUUUUUAAAAUUGCACUUUUGUAUGGGGUUAAACUGAUUUCUAUUGGUGGUUUUAAAAAUCUUGACCAUGGUUGUUUCUGUAAGGGUACUACGAACAUUGUGCCAAAACAGUCAAAUUGUGGAAAGCCAGAGAUCUACUAAUGCAGUGUUGCCAAAAAUGCGUUAAUUUUAGUUUUUUUCCCUCCUAAUGAAAGCUGCUUUGAAAAGUACUUAUGUAUGAACAUAAACAGAUGACAAGAAAAAAAUGCUCUUGGAAGAAUGAAUUCUUCAGUCGCUUUCUUAGUUCCUAACUUCUUAAUUAACCAUAGUGAUUCUAAUUCUAAUCAAACAUUAAUUCUCUCUCUGUCUGUAUUGCAGAAAAGAGUUAAGUUGUGAUUCGUAUUUAUCUGUGUCAAGUCACCAACAUAUUUAAUAAAUGUGUGUUCCUUUGUGUGUUUCAGAGUGAUCUUACUCAGGAUAUCUCCACCUCAGUGCUGUGGGUCAACAGUAAGCCACAUAUGAUCACCCUUGACUACACCAUUCAUGUGCCAAAAGCCACUCUCCACAAUCUUCCUGAAGUCAGGUAGGCCUGCAGUGUUGAAGUAAAAUACCACAACUUUUUACUAUGUCCUUUUGUAACAAUGGAGGCUUGUAGUCAAGUAAUAAAUAUAAACCCUUUUGAAAUUACUGGUGCAGGGUAAUUAACUGUAAAUCCUCAACUAAAAACUGGUAUUCAAUCAGGCCAAGUUAAGACACAAGCUUUACGAGUUAAUAAAAACCGACUUUCAAUUAUUAGCUGGGGCAGUUUUAAAUUUCUGAUAUAAAAUGUGAAAAUAUGGAGAAGAAUUUACCUGUGAUCACAAUGAUCAGACACCACCAUUCGUAUUCUGAACAUUUAUAACAGCAUACAUUUACAUUUACUGUACAUUUAUAUCACAUUCAACUCUUGUUGGGAAAGAAAAUUUUUCCUCUGUAUGAGCCAGAAAUAAUAAAUCAAUACACGUGUCUGUUAGCAUGAUAUCAACACUGCUAUAUUUACAAGUGUGUUGUUUCGUGCGACUGACGAAGCGUACACUUCUUGCUGUGUAACCCGGAUGGAUUAUACUUUUAUUUAACUUCAACACAUAGGUUCCUUACUCUGCUCGGUCUGGUAACUCUGGCGGUGUCACACACAAACACGUCCGUGCGCAACUCUAAAACAGAACUAAAACAAUGGUUCCUAUUAACAAUUCCCAUUGAUACAAUACAAUACAAUUGGAUUCAGCUGGGGCCAUGAAAACGCGGACUGAACGUGGAUCUCUUUACUUAAAGUUCAUGUAUACAGAUUGAAUCAGAUUCACUUAAUCAGAUUGAUUUCAAUCAGAUUGAGGAAAACUACCCAUGUAAACGGGGCCAUUGUCUCCCCCUGAGUUUGUGGGAAGAUCUACCUCUUUGGUCUUUUAAGUUGUGGCAGUUUUCAUCAAAGCACCUCGUACUUUGUAUAAAGAAUAUUUGUUUGUGGUUUAGAUCUGGCUGUAGAGACUGGGCCUUUGGUGUCCCCAGAGUUUUGAGUAUUUCCUUCAAACCCUCCUGGCGGUCUGGAUUUUUUCAUAAAAGAUGUUAUUUCAGAUUUUUUCUGAGAAUUUGAUUCAGCUCAGCGGCUCAGCAGCAGUGGUUUUCUUUCUCACUCAUCUGUCGGUGUUCGGGAAGUCUGGACAUCCAUACCCUUACACCCACCUUCAACUCUAAAAGUCUGUUUUGCCUUUGUUUUUUUGACCGGACAUGUAAUGCACAGUAGGAUGUGCCUUUUGUUAAGUGUUUGAAAGAAUACUUAUGAGUGCCUACUGUGUUUUUUUUGGUCCACAGUAAAUUCCGUCUGUCUUAUUAUCCACAUCGCCUGGAAAGCUUCAAAAAUUUGCUGAAAGAGGCCUUCAACAGCAAAUUGGAGCACAGCGUGUAUGGAGACUUCCAAACAUACAUCCCUGGCCAGUCCGAGGCCCCAUGCUACUUCAUCCAUGUCUGUAAGAAGACAGCCUGA